AUGCCUUGUGGGCUUCUUAAACAGGUGAACACAUAUGAUUGGGCAGUCCCUGUCGAGUUAAAGGAACAGGAAAAGAAAGAAAAACAUGUGGAACCAGCAAAAUCAUCAAAGAAGGAACAUUCAGCCCCAAGUGAAAAGCAAAUAAAAGCAAAAAGUGAACGAGCCAAAGAAGAGGCUGGUGCUGCCUCAACUAAAAAAGCUGUACCUGGAAAGAAGGAAGAGAAAACAACCAAGACAGUGGAGCAAGAAAUUAGAAAAGAAAAAUCUGGGAAGACUUCCUCAGUUUUGAAGGAUAAAGAGCCUAUUAAGGGGAAAGAAGUGAAGCUUCCAGCUUCCCUAAAGGAAAAAGGCAAAGAAGUCAAGCCUAAGCCUCCACAACCACAAGUAAAAAAAGAAGAAAAACCAGGACACAGACAUAUUCGAUUAAGGAUCGGCCCUACUCCCACAGAACUGUAUCUUCACUAA
This is a messenger RNA of Suricata suricatta (meerkat), 465 nucleotides long. Its product is annotated as triadin-like. Gene Ontology annotation, molecular function: signaling receptor binding. The coding region runs from base 1 to 465 and encodes 154 amino acids. The record is from RefSeq and is a predicted model, not a curated record. Gene Ontology annotation, cellular component: sarcoplasmic reticulum; membrane. NCBI's taxonomy places the organism in Eukaryota, Metazoa, Chordata, Mammalia, Carnivora, Herpestidae. The transcript is spliced from 12 exons.